GGCGUGGCGCUUGUCCUGGUGAAGGUGACGGCGGCAGUGCUGUUCCCUCAUUCCAGGCGUUGAGGCGGCUCCGAUCGGCGCCGGGAUGCUGUGCGGACGGCAGGUGGCAAAGAGCCUUCGGGCAUUACGGUUUUCAAGCCAAAGUUACUCAUCACAACAUGGUUUAAAUGAUGUAGUCAUUGUGAGUGCUGUCCGGACACCUAUAGGAUCUUUCCAAGGUUCCCUUUCCUCACUGCCAGCCACUGCACUUGGCUCCAUUGCCAUUAAAGGAGCAAUAGAAAAAGCAGGUAUCUCUUCACAAGAAGUGAAAGAAGUAUACCUAGGGAAUGUUGUCCAAGCUGGACAAGGACAAGCUCCUACAAGACAAGCGACCCUUGGUGCCGGCUUACCAGUUUCUACUCCUUGCACAACUGUCAACAAAGUUUGUGCUUCUGGAAUGAAAUCUAUUAUGAUGGCAGCCCAGAGUCUGAUGUGUGGGAGUCAGGAUGUGAUGGUGGCUGGUGGCAUGGAAAGCAUGUCUAAUGUUCCAUACACAAUGGGCAGAGGAGCAACACCUUAUGGAGGAGUAAAGCUUGAAGAUUUGAUUGUGAAAGAUGGUUUGACAGAUGUUUACAACAAAAUUCACAUGGGUAAUUGUGCUGAGAAUACUGCUAAGAAAUUUUCUAUAUCACGGGAAGAUCAAGAUGCUUAUGCUAUAAAGUCCUAUACCAAAAGCAAGGAAGGUUGGGACUCUGGAAUAUUUGCAAAGGAAAUUGUACCUGUUACUAUUUCUCAGAAAGGGAAACCAGACACAGAGGUUAAAGAAGAUGAGGAAUACAAGCGUGUUGACUUCAGUAAAGUUCCAAAAUUGAAGGCAGUUUUCCAAAAAGAAAACGGAACAGUAACAGCUGCCAAUGCUAGUACGCUGAAUGAUGGAGCAGCUGCUUUGGUGCUGAUGACUUCAGAAGCAGCCAAAAGACUAAAUGUGCAGCCAUUGGCUAGAAUAGUAGCUUUUGCAGAUGCUGCUGUUGAUCCUAUUGAUUUUCCCAUUGCACCGGCACAUGCUGUUCCUAAGAUACUUACUCAGACAGGACUCAAAAAGGAAGAUAUUAAAAUGUGGGAAAUCAAUGAAGCAUUCAGUGUUGUUGUCCUAGCUAACGUUAAAAUGCUAGACAUUGAUCCACAGAAGGUGAAUAUUCACGGAGGAGCAGUUUCUUUGGGACACCCUAUUGGGAUGUCUGGUGCAAGAAUUGUUGUUCACAUGGCUCAUGCACUGAAGCAAGGAGAACAUGGCCUUGCUGGAAUCUGCAAUGGUGGCGGUGGAGCAUCUGCAAUAUUGAUCCAAAAGUUAUAGGUUCUGAUCUCAAGCUCUAAGGUCCAAAUUAUUAAUAGCUGUUACAACUAUCUGUGGAAUUACAGCAUAGGCCAUUAACUUCAGUCUACCAUUGUUUAAAUGAAAUUAUGUCUUUUUAUUAUAGCAUGUUUUCAUGCAAAAUGGUUUUUAUAUCUUGGACUGUCAAACACCUUAAAUAUCACUCAAAGCUGCAGAUACCGUAACUGACUACUCUAGGUAUUUCUUAUCAUACUUUAUAUUGUCCUGUUCUAGUCCGUAAGUUGUAGGCAUUCUUUUCCUCUUCUCCCUUAGCCUCCCAGGAUGAGGGCAAUGGGUUAUGCUAUGUGUAUUUUUACCCAGAAAACAACUGCUUGGGUGGAGAUAGUAGAGAAGUAACCACUGGAUCAUGUUCCCACAGUUGGUAGAUAUAACCAAGGGCUACUGAAUAAAUAUUUACCAUACAGCAAUAAUGAAUUGGUUUCUUAUUCUGGUACAAGGAGGACUUAAACCAAUCACAACUUGUGUUAUUUAAGAGUCAAGCUUUUAAAAAUAAGCAUUCUGAGGCUAUAACUGGAAAUUUGAAAAACAGUCUUUUCCAACUCUUUCAGUAUUGCGGCUCUUCCGAAAGCUUACCAGCAUGUACUUGCUUAUAGUUGUAACUGAGAAACGUGUAAAGGAAAGCCUUUCAACUUGUAAUAGCAAAACCAUAUUCUAGAAAAACAAUUCCAGGUAGUUAGAUGGCAACUGAACUAUAAACAAGAGUUAAAAGAGGAGUUAAGGGCUUAUAUCCAUAGACCAGAGUUUCUCAACCUUGGCCACUUUAAGAUGUGUGGACUUCAACUCCCAGAAUGGCUGGCUGGGGAAUUCUGGGAGUUGAAACCCACACAUCUUAAAGUGGCCAAGGUUGAGAAACACUGCCAUAGACAGUUUCUGCACAGCACAGCCCCAGUCUGGUUUAUACAAGAUUGUCCAUGAAAAAAGCUCAGCGGUGAGCUGUUACAUAGCUACUUUGGUCAUUCGGUUAUCCAUCCUCAUAGCUGUUUCAGUCUAAGAAGUAUUAAGGAAGAUAGAAAAAGCAGGGAUUCAAUUUUAAACAGCUACAGUGAUAUUCUUUAGUUUAUCCAAACUUUGAUAGAGUUUUCCAGUGAAGGGAUUGCACUUCCCCCUAUAGCAUAAGGACAGGUAACUAUCUGUUGUGUGAUAUCUAAGCUGUAAGUGAUCUUUUAAAAUUAGGUUGAAGACAGCAUGCUGUCCACCGUGGUAUAUGAAACAGGGUCCUGAUACUGUUACUCUAAAACCUCUUGAGAAAUACUUUCAUGUGUGGAAGUACACAGAUUGAGUUCUUAAAUGGCUGGAUUGCUGCUUUUGAAUUCUUGUUAAUUCAUGUUUAAACAUCUGUUCUGGUAGAAGAGUGGUUAAUUAUAAGUACCUGAAUAUAAGGCAAAAGGAAACUUUGUUUUACAUUUACAAUAUCCUUGCGCAGUAUUAAUUGAAGGCAAAGUCAUUACUGCUGU
Candoia aspera is the source of this 2826-nucleotide messenger RNA. RefSeq names its product acetyl-CoA acetyltransferase 1 (gene ACAT1). Gene Ontology annotation, molecular function: acetyl-CoA C-acetyltransferase activity. Gene Ontology annotation, cellular component: mitochondrion. The transcript is spliced from 12 exons. The record is from RefSeq and is a predicted model, not a curated record. NCBI's taxonomy places the organism in Eukaryota, Metazoa, Chordata, Lepidosauria, Squamata, Candoiidae. Gene Ontology annotation, biological process: fatty acid beta-oxidation. Bases 86 to 1333 code for a protein of 415 amino acids.